UUAUUUUUUUUUGUGAUCGGUUAAUUUUAUACGUGCCUAAUGUCGGAGGUAUUCUGAAGUCGAGCAGUUUCGCAAUCCGCCGCCGCGCGUAUGAACGCAACGCUUUUUUCCGACGCUCGGAUUCGUCGAUUUCAUGCUAUAAGUUUUGUUUUCCUACGCAUUUAAGUCGCGCGCGCGUAGAUUUCGUAGCCGCGGCGUUUUUCCGAGGUGUUUGCUUGCCAAAAACGCAGCGUCGAUCGGCGUACGGACUUAGAUGCGCAGACCGUAUGAAGCUUUCCAAAGCUUUUCAGUACGCGACCGAUUGUACGAGCAAUCGGUGUGCGUGCGUUGUUAUACGAACGAGAAUUUGAAACGCGCAACAUUUGUCGAAUGAGAAUAUUAACUCAAACGAGUGAUUUACGAGUGAAACGAUCCAUCUGGAUAAGCGAUACGAGUUUUAAGAGAAGAAGGAUUAAGUGACGGAGAAAUAAUUGAACGAGUGUGCAAUUAUUGUUUAAAUAUCAGUGCAGUUUUUAACAGUUUUAAAGUGCAAAUAACGAAGAGAGCAACAAACACAAGGAUUGCAAGCUUGAUGUAGUGCACGAGCUAUUUAUAUACAUCAUAGCGUUACAUUACGAAAUAUUGCCAACUACAUAUUGCGCGUUCACAUUACGACGACAUUGAUUUCGGACCACUUUCAUCAUUUCCACCUAGCUCUCGGGACUCAGGUUAACGCAAAACUUGCAACAUCGUGAACGCACCUGUAGUGCAAACCGAAUCGUCCGACCAGUGGCCGCUUUACGCAUACUUUAAAUAGGUCAUCACGAUUUCGCUCUCUGGGUGUGACUUACAUUUACAUUCCCGUCGUCACAAUUAAGUCAGUGAACUCUACUAAAGUACGGAUAAUUAUGUAAUCGAAGUGCAGCACCCAUCGAAGAAAAUGUUUGGGUCUAAAACGGCUUCAUCAGCAGGGACAGAUCCUUCUCAACAAUGGACUGUCCACGCUCAGUUUACAAUAAGUCAUGAUGGCGUCACGGAGACUACAAGCACGCCUCAGGCUCACACCGAACAAGAUGAAAACGGUGUGCGAAUGGUAUACACAUGGUCCUCGCAGGAUUCUCCACCACAGAAGGAACAUGAAUCAAGUUAUGGUUUUCAGAAGGGUAACAUGAUUUUUACUUCGUCGCCACCGGUUUCUCGCGAUAAUACCAAAGGUCCUGGCAUGGACUCGUCCGGGUACGGUAGUGAAAUUUCUCCCAAUAGUAAUUAUGUACAUGGGAGAUUACCUCUUGACGCACUACGAGAACAAAACCUUCAGAAUAGACGUUGCAGGAGCACAUGUAGUAUAGUACUUUCCACGAAUGUAGUGGAAUUGAAGCCUUCGCAAGAUGAUUCAGAGGCCCACAGUCAGGGGAGCACUUCGCGCACGCAUAGCCUGCGCUGCCAAACGCCCACGCUCAGGUGCGAGCAGCGUAAAUGCGGCAAAGACGCCUACUACGGCUGUGGGGAUCCCUGGUGCUACCAUUCCAAUUAUGGCGAGGAUUUGCGGUUUUCACCGGUGCCUGAAAGCGAAGAGUACGUCAGCAAACGGCCUUCCAGGGCUAGCACUUUUAAUGUGAGAGAUAAUGAACGCUCUAGGAGUUCGCCACCGAGAAUGGAAAAGUCGCGGGAUGCGGCCGUUCAAACCUACGAAAUGAUCGACAAGAGCACUUCUCCGUUUCUACGCAUGGAUAGUUUUGAUUUCAAAAACGCCAAAGCAAACAACAACAAAGAUUACAGGGAAAGAAAUUUAAAGAAACGUGGCGCAUAUAAUGUUCGUCGUAGAACUGAACCAGUUUUUCAACGUGGGAAUGAAUCUUCUGCUUCGUCUUUUACACCGGACAGCUUGAAUUCAUCCCGGAUGACGGCACCUAAACGUAUUGUAAGAAACCCACCAGUUCAAGCACCGCUCAAAACGCCGGUAACUCCAAAAGAAAUGAAAAAUUCGAAUACUUCGGCUUCUAGUGAUCCCAACAAGAAACCACGCACCGUACAUAUAGAUGUUUAUUGCACUGGAACUGAAGUGGAUUCUGAUUCUUCCUCUAGUUCAUCAAACUGCAGUGAUGAAAAGACUGGAUCAUCUCCGCAGACUGUGUUUGAGUCUGGGAAGGUGCGCAUCACCCACAAGCGCUCCGAAGACAAUUUGCCAUUUCAUAUGAAACAAAAUUCCGCUUCUAGCAGCGAAAAGUUGACAAAGUCAACAGCUCCGCCGCUGGCGGAACCGGAGGAAAUCAAUGAUGGAUUGAGUAGUGGUUAUCCUUCGAGAAGUUCCUUUUCUGGAAUGCGCGACUCGCGUGAUUUCGCUUCAAGUUUUUGCUCGUCCGUUCCGCCAUCUUGGUCUACCAUGUCUGUUUCCGUACCGGAUGUACCUGAUGAUACAUCCUGGAAAGACACAUAUUCUGAUUUAGGCAGUUGGAGUCGAUCAAGUCUGGCUCAAACUGAUAGUUUAGAUUUUGUACCCAGAAAAUUGACAUCGUUAACUAAUCAACUAAACGCGACCAGAUCGAGUAUAGACGAACAGCCCGAAAUUGAUUUGUUGAAGACACCCAGUGUUCAAAUGAGCGAUAGUUUUGAAUAUGCCGAUUCGGAAGAUAAGUCUAGGAUUCUUCAAAUGGAGAAUAUUUGGCAGAAUCAGAAGCAAAAACAAUGGCGGUCGCCUCAGGAAGAACGCAAACAGCAUUUGCAACAACAAAAGAUGCGGGAAUACUUUGAAAAGCGCUUGGGAACUGACCAGCAAGCUAGUAAUUCUGAUUCUGAUUACUCGGACGCAGGUUCCGAAAAGGGAUGGAGUUUUAUUAAUGACAAAGCGGUACCUCGACGUCCACAAGAUAUAAAGAAGAAAUUAAUUGAGGAUACCAAUAAUAACAUGGAAACCGGAAACAAAUCUAAUUAUUUUAAUCAGAAUAGAACAAGUAAUGACCAGAAUCCCAUGCGUGGUGCCUUACUGGUUGAUGAAGCUUCUAGGAUGGUUACCGCUUGCAAAUCUCCAAGUAUCCUAAUUGUAAACAAGAAAAUGUCCGCCAAUCCAGCGCUAAGGGCUCCAUUUACUAUUCUUCCUGGCGUGUUCACGGAGCAACGUGAAAUUGCACGAAAGUUUGGUCGAAUUGUGGACGUGUUUAAGAAGCCGGGACAUCACAUUGGUCCAGCGAAAAAUCCUGACUGCACGUGCGAUCACUGUCGCGAGUAUUUUGCACGAUUUGGUUCGCGAUCGCGCGCCCGGUCCGUAGACAGUCACAGCAACUUUUUCAAUUGGAAAGGUGCGGGGCGCGGGUCGGUCCCGCCAGAGGAACGAACAUUGCCGGACAAGGAGGGCAAUAGAAGUGUCACGUGUCUAGGUUAUUCGGACUUUUAAUUACUUGCAAUGUUCUCUUUUCAUAAUUGUGCACUUUUCUUUUACGUUCUCUUACCACUUGUACCAAAAUGUGCGUGAAACUAAAUACCUCACAAAAA
Messenger RNA from Dalotia coriaria, 3468 nucleotides. RefSeq lists its product as uncharacterized. The record is from RefSeq and is a predicted model, not a curated record. NCBI's taxonomy places the organism in Eukaryota, Metazoa, Arthropoda, Insecta, Coleoptera, Staphylinidae. The transcript is spliced from 2 exons. The coding region runs from base 920 to 3370 and encodes 816 amino acids.